This is a messenger RNA of Anopheles merus, 1551 nucleotides long. RefSeq names its product glycine-rich cell wall structural protein 1.8-like. NCBI's taxonomy places the organism in Eukaryota, Metazoa, Arthropoda, Insecta, Diptera, Culicidae. The transcript has a single exon. The coding region runs from base 1 to 1551 and encodes 516 amino acids. The record is from RefSeq and is a predicted model, not a curated record.
AUGAAGUUCGCCAAAGUGCUCGGUGUAGUGUGUGUGGUGGCGCUGGCUCUGGCCAAUGCGGCACCGGUGGAAGUGCAAGAGAAAGAGUUGCGACCGGCGGAAGCUGUGGAUGGGGCGGCGGCCCAGACCGAUGAGGUGGUGGCCGUCGCGGCGGAGGUGACCCAGGACGCGGCCGUCGAGGAAGCGCUGGACCAGGGCAACCAAGUGAGCAGCUUCGCGCCGGAGGAUGCGGCCGACGGUGAGGCGGACGAAGGUAGUGAGAUGAGUGCUAGUUCCCGCGCCAAGCGUUCAGUUGCAUGUACCGAACUCUUAGGCGAUGAUGGCGUGACGCGGACGGUUUGCGACCAGGACCAGGAUGCGGAGAGCAGUGACAGUGCGGUGGCGUUCGAGCGAUCGUACGGUGGGCACGGGGGCCAUCACGGUGGUCACGAGUACGGGCAUCACGAGGCGAAGGGGCACGGACACGGCCACGGAGGGCACAUGGAGCACGGCGGGUAUGGCGGCCAUGGAGGAGACCACAAGGGCUACGGAGGCCACGAGCAUAAGGGAUACGGACAUGGCGGAGGCCACAAGGAGCACAAGGGUUACGGAGGCCACGAGCAAAAGGGCUACGGACAUGGAGGUGGCCACAUGGAGCACAAGGGUUACGGAGGCCAUGAGCAUAAGGGAUACGGACACGGUGGACACAUGGAGCACAAGGGUUACGGAGGCCACGAGCAUAAGGGAUACGGACAUGGUGGAGGUCACGAGCACAAGGGCUACGGAGGCCACGAGCAUAAGGGAUACGGGCAUGGUGGACACAUGGAGCACAAGGGUUACGGAGGCCACGAGCAUAAGGGAUACGGCCACGAGCAUAAGGGCCAUGGAGGCCACGAACAUAAGGGAUACGGUGGACACGAGCACAAGGGUUAUGGAGGCCAUGAGCAUAAGGGAUACGGACACGGAGGGCACAUGGAACACAAGGGUUACGGAGGCCAUGAACAUAAGGGAUACGGUGGACACGAACAUAAGGGAUACGGCGGUCAUGAACACAAGGGCUACGGACAUGGAGGUGGCCACGAGCACAAGGGAUACGGACAUGGAGGUGGCCACGAGCACAAGGCUUACGGACAUGGCGGUCAUAUGGAGCACAAGGGAUACGGUGGCCACGAACACAAGGCCUACGGUCAUGAAGCGCACGGACAUGGUGGCCACGGUGGCCACGGCGGAUACGGCGGACACGGCGGACACGGCGGACACGGUGGACAUGGUUACGGACACGAGGCCCACGGUGCCCACGGUGGGUACGAGCACAAGAAGAUGCACUACCGGUCCGCCAGCUACACGGCACCCGCCGCGCAUCACGAACCGGCCCACGGUGGGUACGGCGGUCAUGCAGCCCCAGUGAAGUGCGGAUCCAACCUGCUGGUCGGCUGUGCCCCGACCGUCGCGAAGGUUCCCUGCCAGCCAGUGCACGACCAUGGCUACGGUGGACACCAUGCUGCGUCGGAGCUGUCGUUCCGCUUUGCCGCGCCGGAGCCCGAGCCGAAGGAGGAGCAGAAGGAAGAAUAA